Molecule: messenger RNA, 294 nt
Organism: Sparassis crispa
Lineage: Eukaryota; Fungi; Basidiomycota; Agaricomycetes; Polyporales; Sparassidaceae
Exons: 1
Coding region: 1-294 (97 amino acids)
Source: RefSeq, a predicted model, not a curated record
AUGGGCAGGGCGGCGAUCGCCGUGGGGAAGGAGGUCCACCGUCGAGACCAAGUGGACGAGCUCGAGGCGCUCCAUCCCUCUAGAAUAGCACCCGCGAGCGGCGACACCAAGGUCUGCAAGGCCGAGAUCCCAAGGAUCCGGAAGGACAUGAGAGACUUCAGACCACAGCGAGAAUGGAUGCAGGACAUGUGGAUCAGCCGUUCUAGAGAUUUCGCAGAUGCGAGUCACUUAAUGCAGAGCAUGGCAAAGCUUGGUGUUGAUUCGUUCGACUGCUGUGCGAUGGGGGAAAAUUAA